CGCGGAAGAACAAACAUGGACCUCGAUCGCUGGAUCAAUUUCAUCGGCUCACUGGACUUGUAUCGGCCGAUAGUCCGCAGAAGCGGUGACUUCCGUAAGACAAAUCGCUGCGUGCAGUCGAAACGUGUUAAUCCUGUGAAAUUCCAUAAAAUCGCGUGUGCGUACGACGAGAAAGACGAAGACAACGCGAAAGGAGUGAGUGAGAACGUUUGCCACUGCGAUAUUUGUUGUUCAUCGUGUGUCGCCGCGUACGCGGCAUUUAACGUCUGUGUCUCAUUGGUGACUAUCGUACGUUUUAUCGGUGAAAAUCAGCCAGCGGAAGGGCGCUGCGGCCCGAAUUUUCAUUUAUCGGAUGUGCAGUUUCCUUCAGUACGGUUCGCGAGUUUUGUCAGUGAUACGAUGUCAGACGAGGACCAAUUGAAGUCUACGAUUGACGGUAUUCUGCCGUUCUUGCAAAGCAUCGAAUGGAGAGACCCAUGGCUUGCUCUGUUAUUGACUUUCCAUAUUGCAGUCACAAUGACUGCAUUAAUGACACGAAACCAUGCUAAUUUUCAAAUUAUGUUAUUCCUCGCUCUAUUACUCUUGGUAUAUUUUUCUGAAAGUAUUAACGAAGUUGCUGCAUCUAAUUGGAUGCUGUUUUCAAGACAACAGUAUUUUGACUCUAACGGACUCUUCAUAUCAAUUGUAUUUUCUGUGCCUAUUUUGGUGAAUUGUAUGAUCAUGAUUGCUAGCUGGCUUUAUCAAUCCAGUCAAUUAAUGACCAGUUUGAAAAGAGCCCAGUUGAGACAACAAGCAAGAAAUCGACAAAUAGAAGAUGAAUCCGUGAAUGUGAAUGGCACUGUUGUAAGGGAGAAGCAGGAAUAACGUUUCUAGUCAAAUGACAAGAAGUGUUAAAACAAAAAAUGAGAAUGUACAUUACCAAAAUACCAAGCACUAGCUUUUUUCCACGAAUAGAGUGGUAUAUCACGGCAUUAUAAAAUUCAGCAAAUGUUAUUCAAGAGUGAUAGCAUUCUCUAAAAAGCUACUGCCGACAUAGUCAGUACUGUAAUUCAUAUUGAAGUUGACUAGUUAAACUGUCGGUAAGCUGUACUUCCAAACUCGUACCGUACAUGUACGUGUAUUAUAUGAUGUAAUUAAUUAGAAUGCAAGUGUGAAAUUUUAAAAAUAACUUAUUCCAUAAUUAAUCGAGUACUCGAAUGCGAGAACCAUGAAAAAUGAUGUAAUCUAUAAAAGGAUAUUAUCUUAUAUUAAGGUACAUUCCGACAUUCUCUGCUUUUAUUUUAAUGUUAAAAUAUUCAUUACAACUCAAAGUGUUCUUAACACAUUACCAGUGUACUUACUAAUGUAACAUGUAUCGCUUCUUGAAAAAAAAUUGAUAUAAAAACACGGCAUAAUUAGAUAAUUAUGGUUUUAGGUACAUAUGUAUGUGUGCAUAUAUGCGUGAAUGAGUAUACAUUUUUCAGAAAGAAUUACUAUUUCGAUCACGGAGUAUUGCGCGUGUAUUUGCAACCAGUCAGGCAUCCUUAAGUUGUAUAUUUGUGUAAAUCAAAGAACAUUUUCUUGCCGUCGUAUUUAAUGCGUGACUAAUCAAUUUAAGUAAUAAAAUAUUUCUUCUUAAAA
Molecule: messenger RNA, 1620 nt
Organism: Hylaeus volcanicus
Lineage: Eukaryota; Metazoa; Arthropoda; Insecta; Hymenoptera; Colletidae
Gene: Tmem18
Exons: 6
Coding region: 16-864 (282 amino acids)
Cellular component (GO): nuclear membrane
Source: RefSeq, a predicted model, not a curated record